This is a messenger RNA of Arabis nemorensis, 2859 nucleotides long. Lineage: Eukaryota; Viridiplantae; Streptophyta; Magnoliopsida; Brassicales; Brassicaceae. The record is from the annotation of a GenBank genome assembly.
AUGAGUUCAAGAAUUGGAGCCUUUAUGCUCCUCAUCUUGCUCUUCUUCCAAACUUGUUCUGUUUCUGCACUCACAAAUGGUUUAGAUGCUACUGUUUUACAAGCCUUGAAAAGUGAAUGGACCAGGUCUCCUGAGGGCUGGGAAGGCUCUGAUCCUUGUGGAACCAACUGGGUUGGAAUUACAUGUAUCAAUGACCGCGUCGUUUCAAUAUCAAUAGCCAAUCUUAACUUGGAAGGAAAGCUUUCUGGAGAUCUUCCAGCUUUGUCUGAAUUACAAAUUUUGGACUUGUCAUUUAGUCCUGGAUUGUCCGGACCACUUCCACCAAAUAUUGGUGACCUUAAGAAGUUGAGGAACUUGAUCCUUGUGGGAUGUAGUUUCAGUGGUCAGAUCCCUGAAUCUAUAGGAUCUCUAGAACAACUUAUAUAUCUCUCCCUAAAUUCUAAUAAAUUUAGUGGAACAAUUCCGGCUUCCAUCGGACGACUAUCGAAACUAUAUUGGUUUGAUAUAGCUGACAAUCAGAUCGAAGGAAAAAUUCCAGUUUCUAAUGGGACUUCUUCACCUGGACUUGACAUGCUUCUUGAAACUAAGCAUUUUCAUUUUGGAAAAAACAAGCUCUCGGGCGACAUCCCAACGACGCUCUUCAGCUCGAACAUGACUUUGAUACAUGUGCUAUUCGAUGGAAACGAAUUAACAGGCGAAAUCCCACCUUCCCUCAGCCUUGUUAAAACGUUGCAAGUGUUACGCCUUGAUAGGAAUAGACUAUCUGGAGUUAUUCCUUCAAGUCUUAAUAAUCUCACAAAUCUUAACGAACUGUACUUGGCCAACAACAAAUUUACCGGUAGUCUUCCAAAUUUAACCAGCUUGACCAAUCUCUACACAUUAGACUUGAGCAAUAACACAUUGGACUUUUCACCCGUUCCAUCAUGGAUCUCUUCCUUACGCUCCCUGUCAACAUUGAGGAUGGAAGGGAUCCAACUUAAUGGUUCAAUACCACCCUCAUUUUUCAGCCCGCUUCAAUUGCAGACUGUUAUCCUAAAGCACAAUCAGAUUAGCGAAACCUUGGACUUCGGUACCAGCAUUAGCAACCAGUUGGAGUUUGUGGAUUUACAAGACAAUAAUAUAGAGGGUUAUAAAGAAGUGGUUAAUACACGCAUCCAAGUAAUUUUGGCAGAUAAUCCAGUGUGCCGGGAGGUGGUGAACAGGAUGAGUUACUGCUCAGCAAUCCAACACAAUACCUCAUUUUCUACCCUCCCAACAAAUUGUGCUCCAUGUGAUCCGGGCAGGGAACCGAGUCCAGCGUGUCGCUGUGUGUAUCCAUACAUAGGAAUACUCUUCUUCAGGUCUCCUUCUUUCUCAGGGUUCUCCAACAACACAAACUUCGUAAUGCUCCAGCAGAGUAUAGCGGGUUUCUUCAAGAAGUUCAGUUAUCCGGUGGACUCCGUGGCCGUAAGAAACAUAAGAGAGAAUGCAACUGAUCAUCAGCUUCUAAUAGAUCUACUGGUCUUUCCAUUGGGCCAAGAGAGUUUUAAUCAGACGGGAAUGGCGCUUGUUAGUUUUGCCUUUAGCAACCAGACUUAUAAGCCUCCUUCCAUAUUUGGCCCUUACACUUUUAAAGGAAUUCAGUACAGUCAUUUCUCUGAUGUUGGAGGUUCCAAGUCAGCAAACAAGGGGAUCAUAAUCGGAGCAGUUGUUGGUGCUGUGGUUCUUUUGCUCUUGUUAACGAUAGCUGGUGUUUACGCCCUGAGGCAGAAGAAGAGAGCAGAGAGAGCAACUGAUCAAAAUAAUCCUUUUGCCAAGUGGGAUACGAGUAAGAGCAGUAUCGAUGCUCCACGUCUAAUGGGAGCAAAAGCAUUUACUUUCGAAGAGUUGAAGAAAUGUACAGACAACUUUUCAGAGGCAAAUGAUGUUGGGGGUGGGGGUUAUGGAAAGGUGUACAGAGGGAUUCUUCCUUCUGGGCAACUCAUAGCAAUCAAAAGAGCUCAACAAGGAUCAUUGCAAGGAGGGUUGGAGUUCAAAACUGAGAUCGAGCUUCUUUCAAGGGUCCAUCAUAAGAAUGUUGUCAGACUCUUGGGCUUCUGCUUUGAUCGAAAUGAACAAAUGCUCGUAUACGAGUACAUUCCAAAUGGCUCUCUUAGAGACAGCCUAUCAGGGAAGAGUGGGAUUAGACUGGAUUGGACAAGAAGGCUUAGAAUAGCUCUUGGCUCAGGGAAGGGUCUGGCUUAUCUUCAUGAGCUUGCUGAUCCUCCAAUCAUACACAGAGACAUCAAAUCAAAUAACAUAUUACUUGAUGAAAAUCUAACCGCAAAGGUUGCAGAUUUCGGCCUGUCCAAACUUGUGGGAGACCCUGAAAAAACUCAUGUGACAACACAAGUAAAAGGAACCAUGGGCUACUUGGAUCCUGAGUACUACAUGACGAAUCAAUUGACGGAGAAGAGCGACGUGUACGGGUUUGGUGUGGUAAUGCUUGAGCUGUUAACUGGUAAAAGUCCAAUAGAGAGAGGCAAAUACGUGGUGAGAGAGGUGAAGACAAAAAUGGAUAAAUCAAGGAGCUUGUAUGACCUGCAAGAACUACUUGACACGACGAUCAUCGCAAGCAGUGGGAAUCUGAAAGGGUUUGAGAAGUAUGUGGAUCUAGCUCUGAGAUGUGUUGAGGAAGAGGGAGUGAAUAGGCCAUCGAUGGGUGAGGUUGUGAAAGAGAUUGAGAACAUAAUGCAGCUUGCAGGAUUAAACCCUAAUGUAGAUUCAGCAUCGACUUCAAGAACGUACGAGGACGCAAGCAAAGAAUCUGGUGAUCCUUAUGGAAAGGACUCGUUUCAGUACAGUGGGAAUUUCCCAGCUUCAAAGCUCGAACCCCAAUGA